CUCGCUCUCUCGCUCUCUCCUCGGCUGAACCGGCAGAAUGGAUACUAAACCCGACCAAGCUUCCGCCUCGGACACUGCCAAGGCCCAGUUUGUGAACUUGGUGUCAUCCGACGAGCACGAGUUUUUCGUGGCGCGCGAUAAGGCCAUCGUUCCAGAUACCAUCAAGAACAUGCUGGCUGGCCCUGGCGAGUUUAGUGAAAAGGAGCACAACGAGGUGGCUUUCCGCGAGAUUCCGUCACAUGUUCUGGAACGUGUCUGCAUUUACCUCUACUACAAGAAACGCUAUGAAAACCACAACAAGGAAGUCCCUGACUUUCACAUUGAUCCCAGCAUCGUUCUCGACCUGCUGAUGGCUGCCAACUUCUUGAGCACAUAAACUCCGCUCUUGGCAGGGAUGGCAUUUAUAAGUGGCUGUAUGUCUGUCACGCUAUGGUCCAGCUGUAACCGCCUCGGUGAUGACCAAGUCUUUGUGGUAUACUUUGUCCAGUAAGGGUGUGCUGCUGGUUGAUGUCUGACAGGGCCAAUCGUUUAUUGUGUGUGACUCUUGUCGCGUGUGUUCAAUCGACCCAGUACUUGU
Molecule: messenger RNA, 577 nt
Organism: Monosiga brevicollis MX1
Lineage: Eukaryota; Choanoflagellata; Craspedida; Salpingoecidae
Exons: 6
Coding region: 38-376 (112 amino acids)
Biological process (GO): ubiquitin-dependent protein catabolic process
Cellular component (GO): elongin complex
Molecular function (GO): protein-macromolecule adaptor activity
Source: RefSeq, a predicted model, not a curated record